Molecule: messenger RNA, 5041 nt
Organism: Clupea harengus (Atlantic herring)
Lineage: Eukaryota; Metazoa; Chordata; Actinopteri; Clupeiformes; Clupeidae
Gene: itga10
Product: integrin subunit alpha 10
Biological process (GO): cell-cell adhesion; integrin-mediated signaling pathway; cell adhesion mediated by integrin
Cellular component (GO): integrin complex; external side of plasma membrane
Molecular function (GO): integrin binding
Source: RefSeq, a predicted model, not a curated record
GAACCAGGCGCAGAGAGGGGCCAGUGUGCUGGUGCUAGACGGGACUGUCCUACUCCACGCCGGGAUAAAAGCCCUCUUUCAUUUGACAGUGUAUAUUUUGGAGAGAGCUCCAGCCGCUCAAAGGAAACCGCCGUGAAUAUGGAAACGCGUGCUGAAAGCUUUAAACAAUCGUCAGUAAAUUGAAAGGAAAUACGGAAUCACCAACGAUUCAUUUUUACCUCAAAAACUAUGUAGUUGAAGUGGCACGGUGUUCUAUACAGAGAUAACUUAUUGAAUAACGCUUGCCACGAAUCUGGCUGUAUAUUGAGACGCGGGGGAGACGCGCUGACCAGGCUGAGAUAUUCUGCACAGACGUUUUUGCUGGGAGAUAUUCAGGUCUUCAGAGUGCAUCCUUUACUCUGUUUUGAUGGCCACACGGCGCUAAAGGACACACACAUUCACCAGCUCUGGAAUUAAACUGGGUGGUAAUCUUUCUGUUUUGGAGAAGAAAACUAAAAAAGUAAAAUUGCAAUGCAGUGAGCUUUUUACGAUAUUCAUCAAGCAUCUAUUUACGUACCCGUAAUGUAAAGCACUGCUGCUUGCACUGGAUCACUGGACUUUGCGCGCGUUAUGCCACAAGAACGGAACCGUAACGCAGGUAGAGGGAACACGCACAGUUAAAAAGUGCGCGUGUGCGCACAAACUUGUACAGAUGUACGGCUUUUAAACGAACUCCGGGAAGUCCGACUGGAAGCAAAGAAACUCAAGCAACCUACAAGGAUAGAUAACAUCAAAUACCAGACAAAUGGAGUUACGCAAAUACCUGCUACUACUGAACUGUAUUAUGCUUCUCAAAGGUCUGUGUCAGUGCUUCAACAUUGAUGUGACGAGGCCACGGAUCUUCACUGGACCAGAGGACUCACAGUUUGGCUUCUCUGUGCUCCAGCACGAGGCGGAUGGGGAGAAAUCGAUGCUGGUGGGGGCUCCCUGGGAUGGAACGCCCGAUAACAAGAAAGGAGACAUCUACAAAUGCAUCAUGGGAGAUGACAGCGGCUCCAACUGCACCAAACUCAACCUGGGUGACACAGCUCUAGCGAAUGUAUCACGGAACCUUAAAAACUCUCACCUGGGCAUGACCCUCAGCCCAGGUGCACCUGACGGGCUCCUGGCUUGUGCGCCCUUGUGGUCUCAGGAAUGUGGUACGUCUAUGUUCAGCACUGGGAUCUGUGCCUCACUGUAUGAUGACCUGGAGCCCAAAGAGACCAUCGCACCCACUGCACAACGGUGCACCACAUAUAUGGACAUAGUUAUAGUUCUGGAUGGAUCAAACAGCAUUUACCCGUGGUUUGAAGUCCAGAACUUCCUCAGUAACAUCCUCAGCAAGUUUCAUAUCAGUCCAGAACAAAUGCAGGUGGGUGUCCUGCAGUAUGGAGAGAUAGCAGUGCAUGAGUGGUCCCUGAGUGACUAUCAGACGACACAGAAAGUAGUGGAGGCAGCCAAGAAUAUCAGCCGUCAGGAAGGGCGGGAGACUCGCACCGCAUAUGCCAUUCACAUGGGCUGCACGGAGGCGUUCAGUCCUGAGAGAGGAGCGAGAGAGGGCGCCACUAAAGUGAUGAUCGUGGUGACGGACGGAGAGUCACAUGAUGGGGAGGAGCUUCCUGAGGCACUGGCCGAGUGUGAACAACGCAACAUCACCAGAUACGCCAUCGCGGUUUUGGGUCAUUACAUCCGUAGACAGCAGGACCCAGAGACCUUCAUCAAUGAGAUAAAGUACAUAGCCAGUAACCCGGAUGAGAAGUAUUUCUUUAACGUGACAGAUGAGGCAGCCCUGAAUGACAUCGUGGAUGCACUGGGCGACCGCAUCUUCAGUCUGGAAGGUACUCUGGGAUACAAUCAAAGCUCCUUUGAGAUGGAGAUGUCUCAGAUCGGCUUCUCCACGCACGCCCUUGACGACGGGAUCCUGUUUGGGAUCGUGGGGGCGUAUGACUGGGAAGGGGGGGUGCUGAAGGAGAGCAAGGAGGGCAGUAUCAUCCCCCCCAGGGAGGCCUUUGAGAGCGAGUUCCCCCUGGAGCUCAAGAACCACGCCGCCUACCUGGGCUACACCGUGUCCUCUGUGAUAGUUGGUGAUUGGAGGAGGCUUUAUAUAGCCGGGGCGCCCCGCUUCAAACAUAAGGGCAAGGUCAUCCUGUUUGAACUCAGCGCUGAAGGUGACGUCGACAUCUCUCAGGCCCUCAACGGGGAACAGAUCGGGUCGUACUACGGCAGCGAGGUGUGUGGUGUGGACGUGGACCAUGACGGCAUCACAGACGUCCUGCUGGUUGCGGCGCCCAUGUUCUUGGGCGCAGGGAACCGCGAGGCGGGGAAGGUCUACGUGUACAGUCUGGACGGGGAUGGCUUUGCUCCUAACGGGACGCUGCAGUCUCAGCAGAAGGCCCAAGAUGCCCGUUUCGGUUACGCCAUGGCUUCUGUGCCCGACCUCAACCACGACGGCUACGCAGACGUGCUGGUGGGAGCGCCACUGGAGGACGACCACCAGGGGGCACUCUACGUUUACCAUGGCGAUGAGUUCUACAUCAUCCCCCAGUACAAACAGCGUAUCGCGGGCUCCCUCAUGUCUCCAGGGCUGAAGUAUUUCGGUCGGAGUGUGAGCGCUCAGAUGGACCUGGAUGGAGACAACCUGCUGGACCUGGCUGUAGGAGCACAGGGCAGUGCUAUACUACUCAGCUCACGGAACAUUGUUCAGAUCAACGUGACUCUGACCUUCCAGCCUCACUCCAUCAACGUCAUCCAGAAGAACUGUCAGCGGGGCGGCCGCGAGUCUGCCUGCCUCAACGCCUCCGCCUGCUUCCUGGCCCUCUCACGCCUGCCCAGGGCUUCUGGAAACUACUUUGAACUACAUGUUGGGGCCAUGUUGGACGACAGGAAGUUGUCGGCACGGGCGCUCUUCGACAACAACUCCCAGCGCCAGACCAGCAUUGGUGUUCGCAUCCGGGUCGGCAUCCCCACAUGCCACCCCCUUCCCUUCCACGUGUUUGACACCGCUGAUUACAUCCGACCAAUCAGCUUCACACUCCGCUACAAGAUCAAUGACACGGAAGGAGCCCCUGUGCUGGAUGAGGGCUGGCCAACUACCGUCAAGAAGUCUAUCACUUUCUUUAAGGACUGCGGCGAGGAUGAUGUGUGUGUGACAGACCUAGUGCUGCAGGCCCACAUGGACAUCUCAGGAACAAGGCAGCAGCCAUAUGUGAUCCGGAGCCCUCGUAGGAAGCUGGCCGUGGAGGUGCAGCUAAACAACCUCCAGGAGAACGCCUACAACACCAGCCUGACGCUGCAGUACUCCAAGAACCUGCACUUUUCCAGUCUCAGCAUACGGGAGGAUGCCCAUAUAAAGAUCGAGUGCACAUCUCUCGGCUCCAACUCCCACUCCUGUAAUGUGAGCUACCCAGUGUUCCGCUCACACUCCAAGGUGAACUUCAUGCUGGAGUUUGAGUUCAGCUGCACGUCUCUCAUCAGCAAAGUUCAGAUGAAACUCACGGCAUCCAGUGACAGUUUGGAGAGUGAGGACACACUGGGAGAUAACAGCGUCCAGCUGCAGACAAUAGUGCAGUAUGAGCCAGACCUCUUCAUUUCCAGUGAGUCUAACCUGAAUCGGUAUGAGGUACAUCCCACUCGGACUGUCUCCGAGGCGAUGGGACCGGAGUUCUACACUUACUUCAGGGUGCAGAACCUGGGCUGUUAUGCCGUCAGUAACAUGGAGUUGAGGAUCAGCCUGCCUGCAGUGGCUGCAGGUGAUAGGAGCUUCAUGUACGUGGCAGAGGCCUUCUCACACAACACGACAGGUGUAAACUGCAGCGUCAGGAGUGAUCUCCCUCAGCUGAAGGACAGACAGAGGGACGUGUGGCCACUGCACCCAGAGGACAUGCUCAAAACUGACCUGCUGAACUGCACAAGGUCAUGGUGUGUGGAGGUGACAUGCCAGAUACAGCAGCUGCUCAAAUCCCAGUCUGCACUCAUACGCCUCACCAGGAGAGUUAAUGACAACUUCUUCAGACAGGCAAAGUUUAAAUCAGUGCGGAUUGUGGGCUCAUAUACACUGGCUGUGAAGGAGUCCAACCUGAUAACGCUGGGCAAUGCUGCCAUCUGGAGGGAGACAGUAUUGGAGAUUCUGAAGGGCCGCUCCAUCCCCAUCUCUCUGUGGAUUCUGAUUGGCAGCAUUAUUGGAGGCCUGCUGCUCCUUGCCCUCAUCAUCUUCAUCCUGUGGAAGUUGGGUUUCUUCGCACGAAAGCAGAGGAAGGAUUCAGACGAGGACAAAGAUGACUGAGCCCCGGCGUCAUGGCAACAUCCUUAAAACAUCGCCUCCAUGACGACAGGACAACUGCUUCCUCCUGCCAGGCUGGCAGCUCCUCCCACCUCAACCACUACCUACACACCCAAACCCCUCUCAUUUACAUUCACUCAUUUGGUUAGACGCUUUUAUCCAAAGCAACUUACGAGUGAAAAAACAACCCUCAAGCUACAAUGGGAGACCUUGGAGUAAGCACUAAGUACCAAAUCUAUUCAAAGUGAAAAGAGAUUGGGUGAAGAAGUGCUCAGUAAGCGCGUGCUAGGCAUGUUAGGGUGUUAGGAGAGGAGGUGUUCCUGGAGCAUAAGGCCCUCUCCCCAGCAGCGUGGGCAUGUACCCCCUCACACACCUGCUCCUUGCAUGGCUACCCCAGGGCCAGCCCUCCCACUCCCGCCCCCCCCCUCUCCAGCACUGACUGCAGGGGCACAGGGAGCACAACCAGCCGGCACACACGCGUGCACACACACUACUCCUGUUUCUAUCAGGAGGGCGGUGGUUGGGCUACACACACACACACACACACACACACACACACACACACACACACACACACACACACAGGCCUUUGUAACAUAGAAGUAAUCCUGUAUCAUUACAAUCAUGUGCAUUUAUUUAAACUUCAGUUUCGUAACAGGUUUUCACUUUGCAUUAUUUUGCAGUUUUGUAAAUUGUUUUCAAGUCUAAUUUUUAAAACUGUUGAUCAAUAAAGGUAUUUUGUAA